UGCUUCCUUGUGUUUGUGGUUACAGGGCUCCGAACGAGCCCGUGGAACAUCGGCUCCACAUGGCAGCAACCUGCUCUGAUGGCCUCAUCUGCCGGGCCAACGCUCUCCUAGGACAACGGAGCAAAAUGGGUAACGGCGAAAUUGGCCGUUGACUCUCCAUUUCGACACCGGCGAGAUUGGCCGUGGAGACGUUUCUCAUCACUGGACGGCCACUUUGGCCAUGGUGUGUCGCCUAUAUCAACGAGAGCAGUAUCCUGCCAUGGUCGAACGAACCCUCUCAUCUCAGCAACUGCUUGCCCCCUGUAUUUCACUCUCAACACCCUCCAUUCUACCCAAGAAAUUUACAUCAUGUCUGCGACAAAAACAAUUGCGCUCAUCUCUGGUGCCAACUCGGGCAUUGGUCUUGCUGCGGCUACCCUGCUUGCCAGGGACCAUGGAUACCAUGUCAUCGUGGGCUCGCGAAACGAAGAUGCCGGAAAAAGGGUCGCUGCUUCGCUGGUGGCGGAUGGGUAUUCAGCUUCCUCGGUUCAGCUUGACAUCUCCUCCGACGAGUCAAUUAUGGCGGCAGCUGGGUGGAUCGAGCACGAGUUUGGUGUGUUGGACGUCCUGAUAAACAAUGCUGGAAUCAUGCUGGACACCCGCCGCGAUGGUCGUUCAACCCGGGAACUCUUCACGGAGACCUUCAGCACCAACACCAUUGGAGCGGCCUGCUUGACCGAGGCCUGUCUGCCGCUGCUUCGCAAAUCCGAGUCGCCGCGCGUUCUGUUCGUCUCGUCGCGCAUGGGAUCGGUUUCCGAAACGACAAAUAAGUCGACAAUGUACUAUAACCUGGACUACAGGGCAUACGACUGCAGUAAAGCCGCCCUCAAUAUGUUGGCUUUGAACUAUGCAAGAAUCCUCGAUGAUGUUGGUGCCAUGGUGAAUGUGGUGUGUCCUGGACUGGUGAAAACCAAGCUCAUCGACGACCAUCCCUACGGAACGUCGCCUGAAUUGGGAGCGCAGCGUAUCGUCCAGUUGGCCACGGCGUCGAAGGGAGGUCCCACAGCAACUUUUACUGACAGAGAUGGUGUAAUUCCUUGGUAGUCAAAGGGCUCAAACUCAGAGUAUUGGAGCAACAGUUUCUCAUCAUGUCGCUCUUUUCAUACCAUACCUCCAACCAGAUUCAAUAGAGAACCAAGUUUAUCAGCUCCUGCAUUCCAUUCGUCCAACUUCUUGGCGCUGUGCAUUUCGUCAGUGGACUUCUGGGCAUCAAUGAGAUCUCCUAGUGUUGCCAAUCCGCUCAUUUGGCGAGUGCGCAUCGCGUCACAUUCCAGUGCCCAUGUAGUUUCCGUGUUUGCCUCCCAGACAGAUUUUGGGCUGGGGAU
Exophiala viscosa is the source of this 1364-nucleotide messenger RNA. RefSeq names its product short chain dehydrogenase reductase. Lineage: Eukaryota; Fungi; Ascomycota; Eurotiomycetes; Chaetothyriales; Herpotrichiellaceae. The coding region runs from base 349 to 1083 and encodes 244 amino acids. Gene Ontology annotation, molecular function: oxidoreductase activity, acting on the CH-OH group of donors, NAD or NADP as acceptor. The record is from RefSeq and is a predicted model, not a curated record. The transcript has a single exon.